Messenger RNA from Trichoplusia ni (cabbage looper), 1526 nucleotides. Its product is annotated as NKAP family protein CG6066. Bases 297 to 1448 code for a protein of 383 amino acids. Gene Ontology annotation, biological process: regulation of gene expression. NCBI's taxonomy places the organism in Eukaryota, Metazoa, Arthropoda, Insecta, Lepidoptera, Noctuidae. Gene Ontology annotation, cellular component: nucleus. The record is from RefSeq and is a predicted model, not a curated record. The transcript is spliced from 5 exons. Gene Ontology annotation, molecular function: chromatin binding.
AUCGUUGACUCGCGCUGGAACCUGGAACUCCUGAGUCUUGAGUCUGGUGCCUCUGUUUUUAGUAGUUUGGUUUUGUUCUCGUUUUUAACGUCGUGUGACUACAACUCAAAAUACAUAAUAUAUGUGAGCGAUGUAGCUUUCUCCAUAUUUUACUUAAAAACAAAACAGGAAUAUCGGAUUACUGUCCGACAGUUAUGUUCAUUACCUAUCCACUCUAAACAACAAUUUAAUUUCUAUAAACUUAUGGUGACGUGAGCAGGGUAUUUACAAUACAAAAAGUGUUGAAUUAUACGAGAAUGGGCGGAGAUGGAGACCGUGCCCGCUACAAAAGCCGCAGUCACGAGCGCCACAGAAGUCGAGACCGAUGUCGAAGUGUUCGUGACCGAAGUCGAGAUCAAAGCAAGGAACGCGGAGGCCGCCGUCGUAGUAAUGACCGAGGAAGAGUAGAUCGUAGCCUCGAACGUGGUGCAGACCAUGAUGCUCGCGAUCGUAGCCCCGACUCAAGUAAGGAUCGAGCUGGUAGAGAUGAACGCGCGCGUUCCCGGUACCACACAGAGAGCGGCGACCGCGACAGGAAUCAUAGGGACCGAGAGCGUACCAGAGGGCGCAGUUCCUACAAAGAAUUUAGUGGUGGCGGUCUUGGAGGAGGUCUUGGAGGAGGCCCUUCUACAAGUGGUCGCUAUAAACCACAAGAAGAGGAAUUCUUAGAUGCACGGCGUGAAGAGAGAGAGAGAAUUGGACAAAUUGGUGUUUCAUCCAUUUGGGGAAAAUCACCUCUACAUGCAGACUCAGAUGAUGAACAUUCGCAACCUGAAAACUCAAGCAACAGCAAGGAGAAGAAAAAAAGGAAAAAGUCUAAAGAAAAAGAUACCAAACAGAAGCUAAAGAAGUUAAAGAAGAAACUAAAAAAAGUAAAGAAGGCUCGCAAAAAAGCCAAAAAGAAAAAGUCUAAAAGCUCCAGCAGUGACUCUGACAGCAGCGAGGAGGAAAUUUGGGUUGAAAAAGGAAAAGAACAUGAAAUCGAGACUAUAAGAGAUUCCAAGCUGUCUAAGAAAGGCGAGGAAGAGCUGGCUUCGGAGGCGUUCGGACCUACGCCGCGCGUGGGUCCCGCGCUCGGCCACAAGGACUUCGGGCGCGCCUUACUGCCGGGGGAGGGCGCCGCCAUGGCCGCCUUCGUGGCCGAGGGCAAGCGCAUUCCGCGCCGAGGGGAGAUCGGACUCACCUCUGACGAGAUCGCAUCAUAUGAGUCUGUCGGAUACGUUAUGAGCGGCAGCAGACACCGUCGAAUGGAAGCAGUACGUAUCCGCAAAGAAAAUCAAAUUUACUCAGCAGACGAGAAGCGUGCUCUGGCGGCGUUUAGCAAAGAGGAGCGCGCCAAGCGAGAGAAUGCCAUCCUGGCGCAGUUCCGCGACGUGUUGCAGGCGCGCACGCAGCGGCGUGACACAUAGCACCGCCGCAACGUCCACAUCAUGUCAUGUUGUAAAUAAAGACACUUAUGAGAGUAAAUUUUUAUUUUAAAUCACAAA